CAACUCGAUCUGCACCGGCUCAUCUCUCCGUCUCAUCGGAACCAACUGGAUCAACCCCACUCACUGCUGUCUUUCUUCGCUGUCCGACGAACGCAAGAUAGGUUCUUCAAAGUUUAGUUGCUUGUUCGGUGAAGAAGCUACCUACUCUGUCACGGCAACAGCACAACUGAUAUGGGUGGUCAUGAGUUUGAUGAUACUGAUGAUGAUGAUGAGUAUGAUGAGAUGGAUGAUGAUGAGUAUGACGAUGAAUGUGAGUUGAACCCUAAAAGGACUAACGAUUUUAUACUCCUAGCGUCUGUAACUGCAGCUGCAAUUUAUCAUCGGAGAAGACGGGUUGCAUUUUUUGAUAAGAUGUCGUGCAGGACAUCUAAAUUACAGGGUGCGAAAUGGGUUGCUGAAAUUUUACAUGGACACCCAGAUAGAUGCUACCAAACUUUUAGGAUGAAGAAAGAGAUUUUUGGAGACCUAUGUUAUCAACUAAGGGAUAAGUACAUGUUACGAACAAGUAACUACGUUCAAAUACCCGAAAUGGUUGGGAUGUUCCUCUUCAUAUUGGGCCAUUGUGCAGGGAAUAUAUUGGUGCAGGAAUGUUUUCAGCAUUCUGGAGAAACAGUUAGCAGGAUGUUCCAUGAGGUAUUGCAUAGUGUGUACUUGUUAUCAUUGGACAUUAUUAAACCGAGGGAGAACCAGUUUGAAGAAAUCCCAGUUAAGAUUAGGAGUGGCUCAAAAUAUAACCCUUUUAAAAAUUGUGUUGGUGCCAUCGAUGGAACACAUAUCCCAGCUGUGAUUCCUAAAUCUGACAGAGGUCGAUUCAUUGGGAGGAAAGGCACAACGACACAGAAUGUCAUGGCAGCGUGUGACUUUGAUAUGCUGUACAUAUUUGUGUCGGCUGGCUGGGAGGGAUCAGCACAUGAUGCACGUGUGUUCCAGGAUGCAAUUUCAACACCAUAAUUACGAUUUCCAAUGCCACCUCGAGGAAAGUAUUAUCUAGUUGAUGCGGGGUAUCCUAAUAGGACCGGUUUUCUUGCGCCCUAUAAAGGUGAGAGGUAUCAUUUAUCUCAGUUUGAUAAUGGUCGCCGAGCAACAGGUCCACGUGAGGUGUUCAAUCACACACACUCGUCACUCCGAAGUGUAAUUGAAAGAAUUUUUGGGGUUACCAAAAAUAGGUUUCCAUUAUUGAGGAAGAUGUCAUCUUACCCCUAUGAAACCCAGGUUCAAAUUGUAAUUGCGUGCAUGGCACUUCACAACUUCAUUCGGUUGAGGGUGACGAAUGACGAAGAAUUUACAGAAAUGGAUGAAGGGUCAAGUAGUUCAUAUGCGGAACCAACUACUGAAGAUGAUAUUAUUGGGGUUGAUGAUUUGCGAGAUGACAGGACCAUGUCCUCUGUUCGCGAUAAGAUUGCAGAUAAACUUGUACGCAUGAGGCAGAGGCAAAGACAGUGAGAGCUUAGAGUGGU
Molecule: messenger RNA, 1457 nt
Organism: Tripterygium wilfordii
Lineage: Eukaryota; Viridiplantae; Streptophyta; Magnoliopsida; Celastrales; Celastraceae
Product: protein ALP1-like
Exons: 3
Coding region: 172-951 (259 amino acids)
Source: RefSeq, a predicted model, not a curated record